CUCAGCUCUACAGACGGGCAGGAUGUGGAAACUGCUUCUGAUCGCGGCUGUAGUCGUCUGGCCGGCCUCGGCACAAGGUGAACAGGUGUACCUGGUCACACAUGACACCUGGGCCUUUUAUAAGGUUCGUGUGAACGGAUCGAUGACUAAUACAAACGUGAAAUCGACUUGUACGGCUGCGGGGAUGGACUAUCCGUGCCACUGGUCAGGUGCUGCUGGGUGUACCAGCCACUGGACCUCAGACUGCAUCACGUAUGUCGGUACCGGUAGUUACCCCUGUCACACCCACGCGGUCCUCUCCACUAAACUGUGUGGACACGAUGAACCCUGGGAGUGCCAGCCCCUUGAUGACACCUUUGUGUACUACCCUGGCUGGGGUGAUCACAGCGCCUGGGGAGUGGACUACAACACUCUAACCUAUCUCCUGCAUUUAGCAGACAACAACAACAUGUAUGCCCUGUGUGCAGACAUCGACGACUGCCUGUCCUCCCCAUGUGCACACGGAACCUGUACUGACGGCGUGGCGAGUUACACCUGUAGCUGUGAGAACGGCUGGACAGGGAACAACUGUGAUCAAGACAUCGAUGAGUGCAUGUCCUCCCCAUGUGCACACGGAACCUGUACUGACGGUGUGGCGAGUUACACCUGUAGCUGUGAGAACGGCUGGACAGGGAACAGCUGUGAUCAGGACAUUGACGAGUGCGCGAGCAAUCCUUGUCAGCUGGGAGGAACCUGCCUGGAUCACGUGAACGGCUACAGCUGUGUCUGUCCUAAAGAAACCACUGGGAAGGACUGUGAAACUGCAUCUUUUGCCGGGGACUGCUACCAGUUCUCGACCUCAGCUGCCACCCAUCGGGACGCCACCCAGGCCUGCAGUGCCAACAGCGGCCGCAUGGUGGACCUGAGAGACCCGCAGCAGCAACAGUUCCUGGCGAACACCAUCGCGGCCUCCACCGGCGUCUCCAACUGGCUCGCCAUGAAAACCGCGCCGCUGCCUUUCUUUUACAGCGAUGGAUCGCCUGUUCAAGCUCCCCUGCAGUGGUCAGUAGACGAAGUCUCGUCCCCGCUGGACCUGUGUGUUCUCCUGGACAGCUCCGACAACUACAAGGCGAACAAGGCGUUCUGCACCGAGCAGCACAACUACGUCUGCAUGUCCGUCCUCAAACCGUGUGAGCCAAACGUGUGUCAGAACGGCGGAAACUGCACCUCCUGCUUCGGAGACUCUACCAAUUACUGUGACUGUCCGGACGGGUUCGACGGCAAGACUUGUGAGAUAAACAUUGACGAGUGCGCCUCCGGUCCAUGCCAAAAUGGCGGGAGUUGCCAUGACGACGUUAACUCCUACCACUGCGUCUGCCCAAUCGGUUACCAAGGAGACCACUGCGAGUCAGACACGGACUGGUGUUCCCAAGUCCAGUGUCCUCUCGGGUUCAUCUGUCAGGACUUCACCUUCUACUUCAUCUGCGCCCGCGAACAGGUGUACCUGGCCACACAUGACACCUGGGCCUUUUAUAAGGUUCGUGUGAACGGAUCGAUGACUAAUACAAACGUGAAAUCCACUUGUACUGCUGCGGGGAUGAGAUAUCCGUGCUACAUGUCAGGUGCUCCUGGGUGUCCCUCCUACCACUGGACCUCAGACUGCAUCACGUAUGUCGGUACCGGUAGUCACCCCUGUGAAACCCCCUGGGUCCUCUCCACUAAACUGUGUGGACAUGAUGACCCCGAUCAGUGCCAGCCCCUUGAUGACACCUUUGUGUACAUCCCUGGCUGGCCGUCUGGUGACAGCGCCUUGGGAGUGGACUACGACACUCACACCUACCACCUGCUGGGAGCGAACUACAUCAACAUGUACGCCCUGUGUGCAGACAUUGACGAGUGCGCGAGCAAUCCUUGUCAGCUGGGAGGAACCUGCCUGGAUCACGUGAACGGCUACAGCUGCGUCUGUCCGAAAGAUGCUACCGGGAAGGACUGUGAAACUGGAUUUUUUGCUGGAGAAUGUUACCAAUUCUCCACCACCGCCGCUGCCCACCCUGACGCGGCCCGAGCCUGCCAGGCCCAGAGCGGACACCUGGUGGAUGUGAAGGACGGGCAGCAGCAAACUUUCCUCGCGGACACGAUCGCGGCUGCCACCGGAGCCUCCACCUGGCUCGCGCUCAAAACUGCACCAACCGAACCGGUGUUUUUCUACAGUAACGGAGCUCCCUUUUCUGUCCUGACACUGUGCGGGCAGAACGUCUGUCAGAACGGCGGAAUCUGCACCUCGUGCUUCGGAGACUCCGUCGCCUUCUGCCAGUGUCCUGCCGGGUUCGACGGCAAGACUUGUGAGAUAAGGGUUGGCGUGUGUGCUUCCAACCCCUGCCAAAAUGGCGGGAGUUGUCAUGACGACGUCAACUCCUACCACUGCGUCUGCCCAACCGGUUACCAAGGAGACCACUGCGAGUCAGACACGAACUGGUGUUCCGAGGUCCAGUGUCCGAAUGGUUUUGUCUGCCAGGACUUCACGUUCUACUUCCUCUGCGCCCACCCCUCUCCCGUCGCCCGCGGGUUCCCGUACCAGUGUAGCAGCGCCUCCUGUCCAGACGGCAUGUACUGCACCCAGGAGGGCGCGGCAGCCUUCUCCUGCAGGCCUGAGGAGUGACGUCAUGACCGAACCCUCCCACGUGACGACCAGCAGCCAAUGGCUGCCUACAUGCGAGCCUUGAAAGUUUUCUGAGUUUUGUUUUUGGUCUGAUCUAGAGUCUAACUAGAGUUCCACGAUUUCAUACCUUCGCCAAAUGAUAUGUUAAUCUUUAUGACUGAUGAAUUAAAGAUUAUUGGCAUGAUGAUACAAAUAAGAUC
Messenger RNA from Branchiostoma belcheri (Belcher's lancelet), 2838 nucleotides. RefSeq names its product fibropellin-1-like. Lineage: Eukaryota; Metazoa; Chordata; Leptocardii; Amphioxiformes; Branchiostomatidae. The record is from RefSeq and is a predicted model, not a curated record. Gene Ontology annotation, molecular function: calcium ion binding. The coding region runs from base 23 to 2638 and encodes 871 amino acids. Gene Ontology annotation, biological process: heterophilic cell-cell adhesion; establishment or maintenance of epithelial cell apical/basal polarity. The transcript has 17 exons. Gene Ontology annotation, cellular component: protein-containing complex; plasma membrane.